UAGGAGCCUGAGACUCGCAUGCCUCUGAUCGAUCAUUAUCUCUAUUUUCCUGUAACUGCCCCUGUGUACUCUGUGAAUAUUGUCUCACACCUUGACCACGGGUGCUUGUCAAAAUGUGAUUGGAUUUGAAACUUCCUCGGCAUUGCUUCAUACCUUGUACCGUUGCUACCCUGCCCGAUGUUUGGAGCUAGCUUUGGCUGAGAGGAAAUCUAGAGGCAGGGCAGUACAGCAGCUGAUGACAAUCACUCGUGGACCUCAACAGACUGCCAGAUGCCCACCCUUUUCUUGGCAACUCAUCCACUUCCUCGUUGCCGAAACUUUCAAGUAGGAUCGAAGGCCUGAGGCAUAGCAUGGCUUUCGCACAUUCUUGCAGCCGACGUCUGAUUCUCCAUUCAAGUCCAUCAUCCUGCAGAAUUUUCCUACCAGCAUCUCUCCGAUUUGUGCUUUGUAGUUGAUCUCUUGCAGACCAUGAGUGCGGAGGUAGUUAGAGCUUGAUCGAUUUGACACUCAAUUGCUGUCCAUGGAUGAACAUAGAGAGUGUAUCAUGGAGUAUAUCUAAGUCUGAUUGUUGAGACCCAGGUUUUGAACGAGGUGGCAAUCUUGACGUGUGCAUGCCACCGUUCGAAACAAGAUAUUUUUUCAGAUGGUGGAGAUUAUAGAUUCUAGAGGAUAAACUGCGUUCGAAUGGCAUCCAGGUUGCUUUCUCUUAUUUUUUGUGGCGAUUUGAACGGCGUCAGUUCCGGUUUCUAUGGACUGAAAAUUGUGGAAACUUUCUAAAUCAUUAAAUCAUCAGAUAGAAAAUGCCUCGAGGCACACUCAGAACGUCCUUAUUUCUCUUGUUCACACAUGAGAAAGAAACGAACCCAAAUGGCAUCAGAAUUACCACUAUUUCACCUGUUUUCAAUUCCAAUGUUCUGUGCUGUGGUAGAAUCUGAUCAGUAGAUGAUGUGCUGAGUUUAUGUAUUAGAUAGUGUAUAACUAGAGUAGGAUCAAACAUUGAAAGCAGGAGGACUGUGUUUUAGAACUGAAGCGCUGCCUUGUACAGAUAUCAUCUGCAGGCUGUUUCUACUGGUGAGAGAUUUCUGCACAGGCAAUUUCCCUCCGCUUUUAGACACAAUCACAAGUGCGUCAGAUUUAUUGAAUGCCACAUGUCUGACAAACUCUCCUGAGUUUUGUUAGUCUGCGAAGUGUUCAUGACUUGGAUCUAUGCGUUGUGGUUUCAGCUGGUGGUACAUCUGUGAAAAGGUUUGCUCCAGUCCAGAGGAAAAUCUCCACAAUCGUUAUUAUUUUCAAGGGGUGCAAAAAUUUCGGGGCGAGCCUUUUAAUUCAUUUUUCAUUGGCCACGGAUCCCAUCGUUCAGAGGGAAAGAAAGAGCAUGCACUGCAGUCGCCCUCACCGACGAUGGAACUGAUUGGAGGGCAGUCUUCCUUCUCGCCAUCUCCUCCAUAAAUCACAGAAUCUACGAAAGGGCACAAAUUUUCAGAGGCGAGGAAUUGGCCAUCGCUCAAAUUCAUCCGCAGAAUAUGCACUGACAGCUCCGUGCCCGUCCAUACUGUGGGCGAAGAAUCGUCUGGUGACUAAAGUAUUCCCACCGAUCGGUGCUCGUUUUCUCAAACCGAUGUGUCGUUUGAGAAUUCUGUCCGGGCUCUGUGGAGCAGCAUGUACCUAAAACGCGAAAUUGACGAGCAAAAUUGCCGCAAAUUCGAGAAGGACUCCUGAACGGACCUGGUCCAGCACAAUGUGUAGUCUUCGUCUUGAGCCGUUGGCGUGAGCCGCUUAAUCUGUUUCAAAUUUCAAAUUUCAAAUAGAGUGCUCCUGUUUCAAUCUGGACACGCUGUUCCUUCGAACUCCACCGAGUACAGAUUUAGAUUUAGAACGGAUAGACUAAUAUCUCUCGAACUACGUCUUGCAAGUCCAGAAAGCACGACGCAAUUGAUGGUUUCGGGCAGCGCUGCGUUGAAUUCUUCGCCUCCAUGCUCCACUCCAGUCGAGCGUGAUCGGGUGCCAAAAGCUGGGCUUAAACCCUGUGCUCAACCCUCGCGUUCACCAGAGGACGCAACGCUUGGGGGGAACCGCGCUCAAUUGACGAUGGCGGGCGAUACGCAGAUACCUUGAGUCCACAUUCCUGUCUUGAUCACCGGAGGGAACAUCGGCCAGCGUUCGGCGAGGUUCCGAUUCGAGUCACCAUGGCGGCCUAUGGAGGAGCUGGUGGGUACAUGUACGACUCGGGCCAGAGCAGCGGCUCGGACGACGACAGCGGCUCUGCGCGAUCGCCAGGUCGUGGGCCGGCAUCUUCCGGAUCGCAAGGUUCAGGCUCUGCGCGAUCGCCAGGUCGUGGGCCGGCAUCUUCCGGAUCGCAAGGUUCAGGGAGUUGGCGAGGUGGGUACAUGUUCGACGACUCCCAGAGCUCUUCUGACGACUCAGGGGGAAAUGCGCUCGCACUAGCAUCGCCUGGACGAGGAGGACGACGAGGCCGUGGAUCCCCACCACCACCGCAAUGGCAAAGAAAUCUGCCGGGGACAGUGUGGCCGCCAUUGCCGGCGGAUUACUUCGACGGAGUUGCGGAUCAAUUCUACGGCACGUUCGGAGUCCGCCCGAGGCCUCCGCCGCUGUUUAUCCCCGCACCACUGAUUCAGCCUCCAGUGCGCAAUGCGGACGGCGGCCUCGACCCCUUCCUGGCCGAGGAUCACAGCCCGCACUUGGGGUCCGGAUCCGACGAAGAAGAAGAUGAAGCAAUUUACGACGUGAGACAAUCGCCGCGAGUCGUUCCCAACCAUGCCUUCAAUCUGAACCGCGACGUCUUCCUCGCCGAGGCAGGCGAGGAAGUGCCGCAUUUCCAGAGCUGGGAGGAACGCGAGCAGUGGAUCCGCGAGGCGAAGCUGCUCAUGUACCUGCGCGAGCGCGAGGAGGAGCAGCAGGCCAUCGACCACCGCCGCCCCAACAUCGAGGCCGGCCUGCCGCCGCUCUCGGAGGAAGAGCAGCGGCGCAAGCGCAUGGAUGAGUUGCUCCUCGCGUUCGAAAUGGCGGCCGAGUCGAGCAACGAGACCGGGCUCUCGGACCCGCGCCGCCCGCGAUCGCCCAACCGCCGGCCGGACUCGGACUACGAGGACACCGCCUCCUCCGUCUACCGCCGGCACACCUUCGAGCCCGCUACGGCGCCGGUGCGGCCCGCCGAGUUCCCCUUCUCCGGCCGGGAACUCGCCAACGAGGAGCCCUACAAAUACCCGUACUACUGCGUCCUGGUCGGCGAGAUCAACCCGGACUUCGAGUCGCAGCGCGGCGACGUGAUCAUCAUCCACCCGGGCCACAUGGGCCGGGGCCGGCAGUUCCCGGAGACCGGGUUCAUCCACACCGUCCGCGGGCCUCAGGACUUCCAGCAGUUCGGCGUCAUGCACGGCGACCUGAACCUCCGCAUCGGGCAGUUCGUUUCCGUCGUCGCCGAGUUCCAGGCCCGGCCCGGCGCCAGGCUGGCAUACGACCCCUUGAAGGCGCUGCUGCUGCACUCGUACGUGGACCUGACCACGCGCAGUCGCGUCGACCCCAACCGCCACCCGUCGGUCCUCGCCCGGUACCUGGGCGAGACGUACAUUGCCCACAACGUGACCGUCGACACGGUGCGCAGCGAGAGCAGGGUCCGCGAACUGCGACCGGGGACGGAUGUCACCAGCCACUUCAUGGCGCGCCUGGGCGACAUCCUCAUCCUGCCCGGGGCGUGGCAGGACAACUUCAACCACCGGCAGAACUUCCGUCGCACUUUGGUCCGCUGGUACGAGCCCGGGCGCCGGGCGGACAAGUACCUUGUCCCCGGGGUAAUGCUGGUCCGGCCCUGCGUGGACAUGGAGUUCCGCAGCGGCGGCUACCUGAACCGCGAACUGAUGCAGGCCACGCACCGCACCGACCCCAACUUCCGGUGGGGGUACGUCGAGCUGUACUCGCUCGGGCAGGGUCGAACCAGGUGGUUCUACUGGGGCCGGGACGUAAUGAGGCCGACCUACGCGCUCGGCAAAAUCCCGAAGUGUGUUUUCUACUGCGCUGACGACUAGUUUCUGUAUGUUUCUGACCCUUGGCAUCCCCAGUACAGGCUAGGCACGCAGCCGGACUCCUGGUGAGAAAUUAUCCCGAUCCGAAUGGCCGUUCCGAUUGACAAAUCCCUGGGACCUAGUGAUCGGAUUUCUCCUUUCCUUCGUUUAGCCUCUCCCUGCGAGUUCGAUUCGAGCGGCACCUCCUUUCACGGGUUGUUUUCUGGUGGUUUAGAACUGCACAGCCUGCGGACGUAGUAGCCUGAGGGCCGAUCCACCCUGUUCUUCACCUCUGCUCUGGCUCCGACACGAAGGAAUGAGGGCCUUCGAGCUGCACCACAACGUUCGCUAGAAUUCGCACAGAGCAGUCCGGUCCAACCGUACGAGACAACUAGUACACCAAGGCAGAAAACACCACGCCUGAAGGGCACACUCCCGGAACCCACCCUCUGGCCCCGCAACUUCAACUAGUAUCUCGUCUCCGUCCGUAGAGCCACGACAUUGUGCUCUCACCGUGCACCUGUAGGUGCUGUUACAAACUCUCACACCCGUCCCCCGUAGGCGCAGUAACGAUAUUUGAUAGU
This is a messenger RNA of Marchantia polymorpha subsp. ruderalis, 4603 nucleotides long. The record is from the annotation of a GenBank genome assembly. NCBI's taxonomy places the organism in Eukaryota, Viridiplantae, Streptophyta, Marchantiopsida, Marchantiales, Marchantiaceae.